CGAUACAUACAGACACACACCCCCGACAACAACACCUCUAUAUCAUCACCGCCGCGGUGCCCCUCCGCCCUUAAAUCACCGCUCGCUACAAUCCCCCAACCCACCAACCUCACACCGCUGCUUCUACCACCCCUAACCGCGCCCGCCGGGCAGCACCCACCACCACCAUGUCCGCUAGAGCCAGCGGCGCCGACAGCGGCUCCGGCGACGCCAAACACCGCGCGCAUCAUGACGGCAGCUCCGGACGUGCAUUCACAGUUGAGCAGAAGACGGCAGUGAUACGGAUAAAGCGGUGCUCGCCGACGGCGUUCUACGAGAUCCUAGGCUUGGAGGAGGUCAAGACGACGGUGUCAGAGGGGGAGAUUAAGAAGGCGUAUCGGAAGCUGAGCUUGCUCACGCAUCCAGAUAAGAAUGGGUAUGAGGGGGCGGAUGAGGCGUUCAAGUUGGUCUCGAGAGCUUUCCAAGUCCUGUCCGAUCCGGAUAAGAAGGCGAAAUUCGAUAAGUUUGGCGGGGACCCUGAUAAUCGGUUUGCGGGCGCAUCGAAUGCGGGCGCGUCGCCGUUUAGCAAUUUCUCGCGAUCGCAGAGCGGAGGUGCAAGCCGGCAGGGGCCAAUGUGGGAAGAAGAGAUAUCGCCAGAGGAGAUGUUCCGGCAAUUCUUUGGCGGAGGCUUCGGUGGUGGUGGAGGAGGCUUUGGAGGACCAUUUGGCGGCGGACUCUUCGACACAGGCCCCGGCUUCGUCUUCAACCUCAACGGCGGCCCCGGCAUCCGUGUCCAUCAAUUCGGCGGCGGACGACCCCGACGACGUCCCGCGACUGCACAACCCCCCGGCUCCGAACCCGCUCCCACCGUCUCCUCCGCCCUCUCCGCCCUCCUCCCCCUCCUCGUCCUCUUCAUCAUCCCCCUGCUCUCCUCUCUCUUCUCCGGCGGCACCCCGCCCCAAGGCCCCUCAGUACGCUUCGACGCCGCUACCCCGCCUCAAACCUACGCCCGCACAUCCUACCGCAUGAAAGUCCCCUACUGGGUAAACCCCGAGGAGGUCUCCGACUACAGCACGAAGAAAUGGCGGGAGCUCGACAAGACCGCCGAGAUCAAGUUUGUGCACCAACUGAACAUAAUAUGCGAUCGGGAAAAGGACACGCGGGAUCGCAUGGUGCAGGACGCGCAAGGGUGGUUUUUCCCCGACGAGGCGAAGCUGGCCGAGGCGCGGAAGUACGACAUGAAAAGCUGUAGAAGGCUGAGAGAGCUGGGGUACAACGUUCAUAAUUAAUAGGGUUUGUUGAUAGAGAAAGUGGGGAAGCCAUCAUUUUUUCUUCUCAUUCAGAUCGAGAGACUUCUGGUUACAUACGUUCUGUGGGUUGGUUUUCUAUUAUAGCGGCUC
Mytilinidion resinicola is the source of this 1379-nucleotide messenger RNA. RefSeq names its product DUF1977-domain-containing protein. The record is from RefSeq and is a predicted model, not a curated record. Gene Ontology annotation, molecular function: Hsp70 protein binding. The transcript is spliced from 4 exons. Gene Ontology annotation, biological process: cellular response to misfolded protein. NCBI's taxonomy places the organism in Eukaryota, Fungi, Ascomycota, Dothideomycetes, Mytilinidiales, Mytilinidiaceae. Gene Ontology annotation, cellular component: endoplasmic reticulum membrane. The coding region runs from base 168 to 1268 and encodes 366 amino acids.